Messenger RNA from Apodemus sylvaticus (European woodmouse), 1359 nucleotides. RefSeq names its product glycine receptor alpha 2 (gene Glra2). The transcript has 9 exons. NCBI's taxonomy places the organism in Eukaryota, Metazoa, Chordata, Mammalia, Rodentia, Muridae. Gene Ontology annotation, molecular function: transmembrane signaling receptor activity; glycine binding; transmitter-gated monoatomic ion channel activity. Gene Ontology annotation, cellular component: plasma membrane; neuron projection; postsynaptic membrane. Gene Ontology annotation, biological process: signal transduction; regulation of membrane potential; chemical synaptic transmission. Bases 1 to 1359 code for a protein of 452 amino acids. The record is from RefSeq and is a predicted model, not a curated record.
AUGAACCGGCAGCUAGUGAACAUUUUGACAGCCUUGUUUGCAUUUUUCUUAGGGACAAACCACUUCAGGGAAGCUUUCUGCAAAGACCAUGACUCCAGGUCUGGAAAACAUCCCUCGCAGACCCUAUCUCCUUCAGAUUUCUUGGAUAAAUUAAUGGGAAGAACAUCAGGAUAUGAUGCAAGAAUCAGGCCAAAUUUUAAAGGUCCUCCAGUAAACGUUACUUGCAAUAUUUUUAUCAACAGUUUUGGAUCGGUCACAGAAACCACCAUGGACUACAGAGUGAACAUUUUUCUGAGACAGCAGUGGAAUGAUUCACGGCUGGCAUAUAGUGAAUACCCAGAUGACUCCCUGGAUUUGGAUCCCUCGAUGUUGGAUUCGAUUUGGAAACCAGAUUUGUUCUUUGCCAAUGAGAAAGGUGCCAAUUUCCAUGAUGUCACCACUGACAACAAGUUGCUGCGGAUUUCCAAAAAUGGCAAAGUGCUCUACAGUAUUAGACUCACGUUGACUUUAUCCUGCCCAAUGGACCUGAAGAACUUUCCAAUGGAUGUCCAGACCUGUACAAUGCAGCUGGAGAGUUUUGGGUACACCAUGAAUGACCUGAUAUUUGAGUGGUUAAGUGAUGGUCCAGUACAAGUUGCUGAAGGACUCACCCUGCCCCAGUUUAUUUUGAAAGAAGAGAAGGAGCUUGGCUAUUGCACAAAGCAUUACAACACUGGCAAGUUUACCUGCAUUGAGGUCAAGUUUCACCUGGAACGCCAGAUGGGCUAUUAUUUAAUCCAGAUGUACAUCCCCAGUCUGUUGAUCGUCAUUUUGUCCUGGGUCUCCUUUUGGAUAAACAUGGAUGCAGCCCCUGCCAGGGUUGCCCUUGGCAUCACAACAGUCCUGACAAUGACUACCCAGAGUUCAGGCUCCAGGGCAUCUCUGCCCAAGGUCUCCUAUGUGAAAGCGAUUGACAUCUGGAUGGCAGUGUGUCUUCUGUUUGUGUUUGCUGCCUUACUGGAAUAUGCAGCAGUGAACUUUGUCUCCAGGCAACAUAAGGAGUUCCUUCGUCUCCGGAGACGACAGAAGAGGCAGAAUAAGGAAGAAGAUGUUACUCGUGAAAGUCGUUUUAACUUCAGUGGCUAUGGGAUGGGUCACUGCCUCCAAGUGAAAGAUGGCACAGCUGUCAAAGCUACGCCUGCCAACCCACUUCCACAACCCCCAAAAGAUGCAGAUGCUAUCAAGAAGAAGUUUGUGGAUCGGGCAAAAAGAAUUGACACCAUAUCUCGAGCUGCCUUCCCACUGGCCUUCCUCAUUUUCAACAUCUUUUACUGGAUCACAUACAAGAUCAUUCGGCAUGAAGAUGUCCACAAGAAAUAG